Messenger RNA from Dunckerocampus dactyliophorus (ringed pipefish), 2381 nucleotides. It is a transcript of the gene msantd1, whose product is annotated as Myb/SANT-like DNA-binding domain containing 1. Bases 105 to 932 code for a protein of 275 amino acids. The transcript is spliced from 3 exons. The record is from RefSeq and is a predicted model, not a curated record. Gene Ontology annotation, cellular component: nuclear body. Gene Ontology annotation, biological process: positive regulation of DNA-templated transcription. Lineage: Eukaryota; Metazoa; Chordata; Actinopteri; Syngnathiformes; Syngnathidae.
GAACUAAAAGCUUUUAACCGGAUUCCUCUCCCAUUUUGAGAGCCCUUUCCAGGGGGAAGGGAAGGAAGUAGAUUAAAAAAACAGACAUAAAAAGGCUUUUAAAAAUGGCUGCAGCAGCAGCCGGCGACGAGACUUUCAGCUACUUGAUACCGACGCACGGCGAGAAGCACCGGCGGGCCCCCAACUGGACCGACGGCGAAAUGAAAGCCCUGCUCUACGUCUGGGAGGAGAACCACAACGACCUGAAGACCAGCAAGAGGAACGCCAAGGUUUACGAGAGGAUGUCUCAGCGCUUUUUCCAGCUGACCGGAGAACAGCGCUUCAAGGAGGAGAUCAAGAUGAAGAUCACCAACAUGUCCUUCCAGUACAGGCGACUUAAAUCCACCAUCGGAGAAAGCGGAGAAACACCAGACUGGCCCUACUAUAAAGCCAUCGAGAAGAUCCUAAGCAAGCCCCUGGAGAACAGCAGAGGUUUGGAGCUCCAGGUUGGAGCUUCCUCCCAGGCAGCAGACAACCUUCUUACCCAGCCGGAGGAGGCCGCACUGGGAUACCUGCCAGAAUACACGGGCUCCUCGGAUGAUAUGGAGAUAAAGCAAGAGGUGGACUCGCUCAGCUCAGAUAGUGAACAAACGCAAGGCUCCAGUUCCCGCCCAGUUUCCGCCAAGAGAUGCAGCGCUAAAAGUCACGUAACCAUGAAGCGGAAGAAGCUACAGCUCAUGCGAGCCAUGCUGCAACAACAAAAGCGCUCCAACCGAGCCAUCGAAGAGACCUGCAGGGAGGUCCGGCGGGCUUUACACCAACAAAACCUGGUCCAGGUCCAGUGUAUGCAGCUACAGGAACGCAUGAUGAACCUUCUGGAAAAAAUGAUCCUGCCUUCCUCUUCUUCCAUUGCCACGCAACUAAGGGGCGCUAAAGAGCUAGGAAAGCUAUGAAGUGUCCUUUUAGCGACAUAGUUUGGCAUUUCUGUAAAUAUAUAGUCUUGAAAUGUUUGAACUUUUCACUUAAGGACUUUACGUAAACAUGCAUGUGAUUGUUUGCAUUGCUGCCGAAUUAAACCAAAUAGUUUGACAUCAUGUUUUUGUGUCUUGUAUUUUUUUUUCCUUCCCUAAUGAGCUUCCGUAGACAUUUUUACGUGAUUUAGGAUCUUUACAAUACAAGGCAUUGCAAGUUAAUUUCACAAUUGUAUUUGGUUUGUUUUUAUGUUAUUUUGAGCAUUUAGUGUUGGUAUAUUUACGUUUUAUUUAUUGUUUCAUCUCAAAUUUUUACACAACUUUCAGCAUUACAUGGAAGCCCGUUUCCGUUACGGAAAGAAAAAAAAUAUCCCAAGUUAUAAUUAUGAGACGAAAAGUUUAAAUUAUGAGCUAAAAAGACCUAAUUAUGAGAUAAAGUCAUAAUUAUGACAUAAAACGUCGAAAUUACGAGAAAAAGUCAGAAUUAUGAGAUAGGGAAGUUAUAAAUAUGACGUAAAACAUCGAAAUUAUGACAUACAAACUGCGCAUGUGCAGUUUCAAGACUAACGUUACAAGAAUAAAGUCAGAAUAGAAUAGUAUAUAACAGUGGAACCUCGGUUAGCAUCCACCCCAGUUAGCAUGUUUUUUGGUUAACGUCAAAAAUGGCACCACAAUUAUGUGUGUUAUUAAUACACUGCGUGAGUCCAUCUGUAUUCUUUAUAUAUAUAUAUAUAUAUAUAUAUUCCUUGUUAGCAUCCUAUGAGCUAGCGAACAAAAUGGCAACCAGAACGAGAUGUUAUGUCGCCUGCCUAUGAUGUCAGCGGUUGACUUGCAAAAAUGUUAACACAAAAUACAUUUUUAUAGUUUAAUAAUUAUAGUUUUAUAUGUAUAAAAUAAUUCAAAAUGCACAUAAAUGAUGAAUGAAAGGGUUAAAUGAACAUUUAAGGUUUCCCUUCACUGAAGACGUGACUGUUCUCAAAGACACGAUGUGGCAGCGAGACACCACACAGACACCACCUUCCUGUUUUGUCAUGAGUUAUAUUCCUUGAAUUCCUUCUUUAUCAAAAUGCUGGCACUUGCAACUUUGUUUGGUUCCAUUUUGGGUUACAGUAUUGAAGUGAGAAACACUAUUGAAUUCAAGGAACUACUCAUGUCAAAACAGGAAGGUGGUGGUGGUUGUUGAUCUUGCUGCCACACCGUGUCUUUGGGGACGUCAAGAAUCACGUCCUAUGUGACGGUAAAAGUAACCUUAAAUGUUCAUUCAUCCCUUUCGUACAAUAUUUAUAUGCAUUUUCAAGUGUUUUUUGCAUGUCAAACUAUAAUUGUAAAACUAUAAAAAUGGGUUUUGUGUUAACAUUUUUGACUUUCUGGAAAAAAUUAAUUGGAUUUACAUUAUUUCAUAUUGGAAAAAUUGGUUCGGUUAGCGUCCGU